AUGAUCCGAACAAAAGCUGAUCAUUCAGUAUUCUAUAAGCAUUCAUCUCAUGGCAAAUGUAUUUUUCUAAUUGUUUAUGUUGAUGAUAUUGUCAUCACAGGUGAUGAUCAUGAAGGCAUUGAGGUGGCACAAUCUGGCAGCGGCAUUGUCAUCUCACAAAGGAAGUAUGCCUUAGAUAUUUUGGAAGACACCGGUAUGUUGAACUGUAAACCUGUGGACAGUCCCAUGGAUCCAAAUACUAAACUUGUUCCGGGACAAGGGAAGCCUCUAAAAGAUCCAGGAAGAUAUCGGAGACUUGUUGGCAAACUCAACUAUCUUACGAUCACGAGACCUGACAUCUCAUUUGCUGUAAGUGUGGUUAGACAGUUUCUCCAGUCACCUUGUGACAGUCACUGGGAUGCAGCAAUUCGCAUCCUAAGAUAUGUCAAAGGUUCUUUGAGACAAAGUUUAUUGUAUGAAAACAAGGGAUAUGCAGACAUUGUUGGGUAUUCUGAUGCAGAUUGGGCAGGUUCUCCUUCUGAUAGACGUUCCACUUCAGGCUACUUGCGAGCUUAUAUGGCUAAGGCAACUUCUACAGGAGUUAAAGAUUGGAGGGGACGAGCCAAUGAAAUUGAUUUGUGA
This is a messenger RNA of Nicotiana tabacum (common tobacco), 621 nucleotides long. NCBI's taxonomy places the organism in Eukaryota, Viridiplantae, Streptophyta, Magnoliopsida, Solanales, Solanaceae. The record is from RefSeq and is a predicted model, not a curated record.